Molecule: messenger RNA, 675 nt
Organism: Trifolium pratense (red clover)
Lineage: Eukaryota; Viridiplantae; Streptophyta; Magnoliopsida; Fabales; Fabaceae
Product: formin-like protein 3
Exons: 1
Coding region: 1-675 (224 amino acids)
Source: RefSeq, a predicted model, not a curated record
AUGGAAAAUUUAAAAGUUCAUUUGUUUGUUAGUAUCUCUUUCUCGGUUUUGUCUCUUGUUGUGGCGGCAAUUCUUUCUCCACCAUUUCACAAAAAUUUAUAUUUUGGUAUAUUACCAAAUGUGCGUGUUCCACCAUCAGAACCGAGUAUAGGACAUAAUAUUUAUCCUUCACCAAACUUUCCUCCCCAUAAUUUAUAUUUUGGUAUAUUACCAAAAGGACCUGUUCCACCAUCCGAACCGAGUAAGGGACAUGAUAUUCAUCCUCCACCAAACAUUCCUCCCCAUAAUUUAAAUUUUGGUAUAUUACCAAAAGGACCUGUUCCACCAUCCGAACCGAGUAAGGGACAUGAUAUUCAUCCUCCGCCAAACAUUCCUCCCCAUAAUUUAAAUUUUGGUAUAUUACCAAAAGGACCUGUUCCACCAUCCGAACCGAGUAAGGGACAUGAUAUUCAUCCUCCGCCAAACUCUCCUCCCCAUAAUUUAUAUCUUGGUAUAUUACCAAAAGGACCUGUUCCACCAUCCGAACCGAGUAAGGGACAUGACAUUCAUCCUCCACCAAAAUCUCCUCCCCAAAAUUUAAAUUUUGAUAUAUUACCAAAUGUACCUGUUCCACCAUCCGAACCGGGUAAGGGACAUAAUAUUCAUCCUCUGCCAAAUUCUCCUCCCCAAAAUUAA